Lactuca virosa is the source of this 477-nucleotide messenger RNA. NCBI's taxonomy places the organism in Eukaryota, Viridiplantae, Streptophyta, Magnoliopsida, Asterales, Asteraceae. The record is from the annotation of a GenBank genome assembly.
AUGAAACUCUAUGGAUGCUACUCCCAUGCCCGCCAUUCAUUUUUUAUUUAUGAAUACCUUGAAAAGGGAAGCCUUGGAUCGAUCUUCAAAUGCGAUGUCUUAGCAAAAGAAUUGGAUUGGUUGAAAAGGGUCAAUAUUGUAAAGACUAUAGCUAAUGGUUUGGCUUAUAUGCAUCAUGACUGCUCACCUCCUAUAAUUCAUAGAGGCAUUUGCAUUGCCAACAUCCUUCUUGAUUCUGAUUAUGAGGCACAUAUUUCUGAUUUUGGCACGUCCAAGCUUUUAAAGCUAGACUCAUCCAACUGGACCACAAUUGCAGGCACCUAUGAGCUUGCUUAUACGAUGGUGGCAACCGAGAGAUGUGAUGUGUAUAGCUUUGGGAUUGUGGCACUAGAAGUGAUCAUGGGAAAGCAUCCCGGUGAACUACCAACAUUGUCUGCUGAUUUUCUGGUGUUAGCCUGGGACAUUUACACAAGAUAA